GCACAGCGUUUGCGCGUUGUUGAGUGUUUUUGUGGGAUGUGAUCGGUGAAAGCUGUAAAUAUUCGCGUAGUGCCCUUUAAUGCCAAUCAUGAUGGACAUGCCCAUUGCCCCUCCAGACCAGGAGCUGCGCAACAUAAUUGACAAACUGGCCCAGUUUGUCGCACGAAAUGGCCCUGAGUUUGAGCAAAUGACCAAGCAGAAGCAGAAAGACAACCCCAAGUUCUCUUUCCUCUUCGGCGGCGAGUACUACGCCUACUACAAGCACCAGGUCGCCACGCAACAGAGCUCUUUGAAGCCGAAAGAGGAAGUGCCGCCGACGGCAGCAGGUGCUCCGCCGGGUCCCAUGCCAUGGCAGGCGACGUCAAACGUGGCGCUCGCCCAGCUGCAGCAGCAGGUGCAGGAGAUCCAGGAGCAGAUACGACAGAGCGAGGUCAACUUGGCCGCGCAACACCAGGUCCUUUUGCAACAGCAACAGGUGCAGUUAGACGAGGCCAUACGAAAGGCCCAAGAUGACAAGCUGAUGGCUCAGGCAAAGAGCUGCGACAUAGAGAUUGCAGAAUUGGAUAAGAUCCUUCAGCCUAUCAUUGAGUCUUGCACCAAGGAUGCCAUUUCGGCAGGAAAGGGCUGGAUUUUUUCUCACUCAACCACCCCCCAACGUAAUGAGCUAAUAUGCCAGUAUCUCCUCAAGAAGGUCACCGUGCCGGGCGCUCCUUUUGACAUGAAACUACACAUUGUGUACUUGAUCAAUGAUGUCUUGCACCACUGGAAAAAUGUCAUGCUCCUGGACCUCUUUUGCAGCGUGCGGAAGAACGCUGAUGGGUUGAAGCAGUCGUUGGACAAAGUUGUCGUCCCAAUCUUUUGCACGACCAGCAUUGGCGUUGACGAGGAGAAAGGCCAGAAGCUUGCCAAAUUGCUGAAGCUUUGGGAGACCAACAACUACUUUCCAGCGUUAAUUCUUGAGCAACUCAAGAACCCGGCCAUUUCGUUGGCAAACUAUCAAGCUAGCCUCAUAACGGAGCAUGCGGCAGUCAUCACAUCAGUGACAAGUGCUGUGCAGGCAAAGUACACGCAGCUACAAAAGCAGCAUCAAGACUUUGUGGCACACUUGACGUCGCGGCUGCAGACAUUACAGUUUGGGAUGCUGCCCCCUACAAUGGCAGCGCAGGCAGGCCUGUCCGGCGUGGCCGCCCUGCCAACGCCAGGCAUGCUGCCGCAGGCGGCGCUGGCGACAGCAGCUGGCCAGGCGUUGCCCCCAACAGCGAGCUUGGCGCCGCCUGCGUCUGUCAGUGCCCCGGGCCCUCAAGUGGCAAGCGGCGUUGCCGCCACGCCAGCUACGAGCGCUGCCGGCCAGCAGCCUCCGCAGCAGCAGCAGCUUGCAGGGUCGGAGCAGGAAGCCACAAGCCAAGACUCUGCCAUCACUGGAUCAGAGGCCGGCGGCGGUGGUGGCAGCAGUGGCAACGGCAACGGCGAAGAGGAGUCACAGUCGUCAGAGGUGCAAGCAAGCAACAGUGUCCAGGAAAUGGACCCUCAGCUGGCACAGGGCCAUGGUCCAAACAUGGGCCCAGCCUCGCUGCCCGACGACAGUAUUGGCGGUGGACUUCCUCCUCUGCAGCAGCAGCAUCCGCAGGGGCCAAUGUCGAUGAACGCAGACAGCGUUCCACCACACAUGAUGUCCGAUCAGAUGCCACCGAGAGACAUGAGGCCAGGAGGCAUGAACCACGGUUACGGCGGCCCUAUGCACUAUGCAGGUGGGGGUCCCAUGGGAGGAGGUGGGGGUCCCAUGGGAGUAGGCGGGGGUCCCAUGGGAGGAGGUGGGGGUCCCAUGGGAGGAGGCGGGGGUCCCAUGGGAGGAGGUGGGCCUCCGUACAUGGGCAACGGACCUCCACCGCCAAUGUCGCAUUUUGGGCCCCAGCCGCCGCCCCACUAUGGCAUGCCACCUGGCUACAACCACCCGCCACCACCUAGCUACAUGCACCACGGAGGCCCUCCACAUGGGCAGUACGGCGGCAUGCCACCUCGGGGGAUGCACAGCUACGAUCAUAUGAACAAUGACAUGCCCUACUACGACGACUACGACAUGAAUGCAAGAUCCCGGCAGGACUAUGGCAACUUCUACAUCGACUCUGAGACCAUGCCACCUCGUGGUGAUGGCGGCCAUCCCAAUGCUGGGCCUGGCCUGCCUGACACGCGCCAACCUCCCCCUGGGUUUGUGCCCAUGAACUCUCAAGGCUACCUGCCGCCGGAGAUCCCCCCGGAGGCCCUCGAGUGCCUGGUGCCCACCAUGCCGUACUACGAGCUGCCCGCAGGCCUCAUCGUGCCCCUGGUCAAGCUGGAGGACAGUGACUACAGGCCACUAGACCCCCAGGACCUGCGCCUGCCUCCGCCGGCGCCCCCCAGUGAAGCCCUGAUGCAAGCAGUGGAGAUGUUCUACAGUCCGCCAUCCCAUGAGCGGCCACGUAACAGCGAAGGGUGGGAGCAGCUUGGCCUGUACGAGUUCUUCAAGGCUAAGAGCCAGCACGUGCGCAAGAGGCCCUCCUCUGACGAGGAAGGGGAAGGGAAUGGUCGGGGCCGCAGUGAACGGGAGGACCAGCAGUCCAACCGGCGAGCCAAGGCCAAGGAAGGUGAGGAUCAGAUGCAGCUCAGGGAGGACCCCAACCGGCGGAAGUACCGUGAGAGCAAGAGUCCCCCAAGUGCAAAGCACGAUGAGGAGCCCAGAAGAAAGAAGCGGAGUCGCAGUCGGUCGGAGUCGCAGUCCCCACCUCGGCGCAGCAGACGGUCAAGAUCGCUUUCGAGGUCACACUCUCGGUCGAGAUCCCGGUCCCAUUCACAGUCUCCCUCAAGGCGGCGUUCUCCAGAACGCAGCCCCACGCCUCCUUCCUUCUUUGGUUCUUCGUACGGUGGCGACCCCAGGGAUUCAAGGUUGGAUGAGUCCAACAAGGGUCAUCAACUCCUCCGUAAAAUGGGGUGGGGAGGUGCUGGUCUCGGCGCAGCCGAGCAGGGCAUUCAAGACCCAAUCCACCCGGGUGACAUCCGAGACCGGCAAGACCUCUACAAGGGUGUUGGAAUCAACCUGCACGACCCAUACGAAAACUUCCGCAAGAGCAAAGGCCAGGCAUUCAUCAACAGGAUGAAAGCGCGGACAGAAGACGUCAAGUGAAGAUGCUGCAUCCCUCGACCUGCAACCAUCGCGAGCAAGCUCGCAUUCGUCACUUCUUUCUACUUGCCAGACAAGUUUCAGACAUUGUGUGUGUGUCCAUUUGUUGGUGUCCCAUCUAGAGGAAGAACCCCAUCCCCGCUUCCUCGCCCGUUGUUUCACGUGCUUCGUCUUUUUAAUUUUUACGUCCAUUUCCUGACCUGAAUGCAAGGUGGGACUGGACUGUCAUUGCUCAUGUGACUUGGAAGUGGAUUGUGGCCGAGGCAAAUGAAGUGAACUGUGCUGAAACUCUGUACAAAGCAAAGCUGGCAUUAAUUAAAUGAUAUUUCUGGGCAAA
Dermacentor andersoni is the source of this 3491-nucleotide messenger RNA. The record is from RefSeq and is a predicted model, not a curated record. NCBI's taxonomy places the organism in Eukaryota, Metazoa, Arthropoda, Arachnida, Ixodida, Ixodidae.